ACAAGUAGAUUCAUUAGCAUAAAGGCACAUAGUUACAAGAAAUGAAAGGCUUGUCAAUCAGAAUAAUUUCAUCAAUGGAAAGCAAAAAACCAUAUAUAGCAAUGAUGUUCAUACAAUUUGUAUAUGCAGGCAUGGCUUUGUUUUCUAAAGCAGCAAUUGGUGCAGGAAUGAACCCUUUUGUUUUUGUUGUUUAUAGACAAGCUUUUGCUUCACUUGCCUUAACUCCAUUUUCUAUCUUCCUUGAAAGGAAAAAGGCUCCUCGUCCAUCAUUCUGCUUAUUAUGCAAGAUUUUCUUUGUUUCUUUGUUCGGGAUAACACUGAGUUUGAAUCUGUAUUAUGUCGCUCUUAACAAUACCUCUGCAACAGUUGCUACUGCUACAACCAAUACAAUUCCUGCCAUUACCUUCAUCAUUGCUGCUUUUCUCAGGAUGGAAAGCAUUACAUUAAAGCAUUAUUAUGGAGUAGCAAAGGUGAUUGGGACUACAGUAUGUUUAUCAGGAGCUCUAGUAGUUGCUUUAUAUAAUGGUCCUGCAGUGAAAAUGAAUUGGAAGUCUUCAUCAUCAUUUCAUCAUCACCAAACCGGCCAUAUUUCUAAUGACCCAUCUCCACCAUCUAACUCAUCCCCAAAGGCAGUAGAUUCAGUUAAAGGAGCUCUCAUCAUGCUUUCCGCAAAUACAGUUUGGUCAUUUUGGCUUAUCUUACAGGGUCCCCUUAUCAAGUUAUACCCAGCAAAAGUACAUCUGACUACCCUGCAGUGCUGGUUUAGUUGUAUUCAAUCACUAAUUGUGGCUGUAAUCUUUGAGAGGAACAAUCCAUCUUCAUGGAAGCUCGGAUGGGACAUUCACCUUCUCUCCGUGGCUUACUGUGGUAUAGUUGUAACUGGAAUGACCUACUGGUUGCAAGCUUGGUGUAUCGAAAGAAAAGGACCAGUUUUUAUAGCAAUGUUUACUCCUUUAGCACUGGUCAUUACUAUCAUCUUCUCUGCCUUCAUAUGGAAGGAGCAGUUGCAUUGGGGAAGUAUUGCCGGUGCACUGUUGUUAAUAGGAGGCCUAUAUAGCGUUUUGUGGGGGAAGAAUAAAGAAGAACUCACAAAUACUACGACUGAGGAAGAUAUACAAAAUGAUGCGAAAACCAAAGAAGCAAAUGAAUUGGAACUUAUUGAUGCAGAGAGGCAACUGAAAUGCUUUAUAGAAUGAUUUGCUCGUUUCCAUUUUCCAGAAACAAUAACCAUCUGCUGGUUUGCUCGCGCGCGAAUGGCAUACCAUCACAUUAAUAUGGAUGGAUGCUGGGAUAUUUCAGAUGUAAAUAUAGCUAUAUACUAGUUAUCUGCUAGGGUUCUAGACCUUUUAACUCUGGAGAAAGCUGUGAAGAUAGUCUUCACAGGAGAAAAAUCGUGAAGAUAAUCUUCACACAAUGUCUAAAGAAAAAGAAGAAAAGAACCGAAUAAACUCUUUGAGUUAGGGGUUAGCCACCGGCUUUAAGAAGAAAAUAGAAGUAAACUUGAAUUGUUA
Molecule: messenger RNA, 1511 nt
Organism: Papaver somniferum (opium poppy)
Lineage: Eukaryota; Viridiplantae; Streptophyta; Magnoliopsida; Ranunculales; Papaveraceae
Product: WAT1-related protein At1g43650-like
Exons: 7
Coding region: 42-1196 (384 amino acids)
Cellular component (GO): plasma membrane
Molecular function (GO): transmembrane transporter activity
Source: RefSeq, a predicted model, not a curated record